UCGUCGUCUUUCACCGUCCGCUCAAACGAAAAAACCCUAGACAGGAAAUCGUUCGGAUUUUUUGGGGAAUUGAAAUUGAAAGAUGGUGAGAGCGAGCUUAACCCUUCUCAAAGACGCUAUGUCGGCUGGAUUCGCCAAGUCCCUCUCUGAAAUUCUUGUUUGCCCUCUCUCCAAACAACCCCUCAGGUUCUGUGAAGAGACGAAUUCUCUCAUGAGUGACGCCAUCGGCGUUUCCUUCCCCAUAAAGAAUGGAAUCCCUCGCCUCGUGCCAAAGGAUGGCAAGAUUCUGGGAAGUGGUGAUGAUGAUAAUGACAAAGUCUGAUGAUACUACGAACUCGGCUUCCGCGAACAGGAGGGAUUCAUAAGGUGGUGGUCCGAGUCUCCGUUUAAAAGGAUUGAGAGAGACUGCGCAUGGAAAAAAUGUACUUCUGCCGAUUUGUGGGAGUUCCUGGUCAUUGUUUGUCUUCAGUGAGGAGUCUGUUCAUGUCCGUAUGACUUUUAUGGCGUUUUCAUGGUAAUCAACAGUUCUUUCAUCACAAUUUCUCUGUCUAAUUCAUGCAUUUUCGAGCAGUGUUCUUGGAUAGUUCAAGAGAUCGUCGUGUUUUGGUGUAAUGCAAUGAAAAAACUGAAACUGUCUCUUGUUAGA
Syzygium oleosum is the source of this 646-nucleotide messenger RNA. RefSeq lists its product as uncharacterized. The transcript has 3 exons. The record is from RefSeq and is a predicted model, not a curated record. The coding region runs from base 83 to 322 and encodes 79 amino acids. NCBI's taxonomy places the organism in Eukaryota, Viridiplantae, Streptophyta, Magnoliopsida, Myrtales, Myrtaceae.